Molecule: messenger RNA, 2882 nt
Organism: Pecten maximus
Lineage: Eukaryota; Metazoa; Mollusca; Bivalvia; Pectinida; Pectinidae
Product: nose resistant to fluoxetine protein 6-like
Exons: 15
Coding region: 20-2458 (812 amino acids)
Molecular function (GO): acyltransferase activity, transferring groups other than amino-acyl groups
Source: RefSeq, a predicted model, not a curated record
CGGGAUAACAACCACAGCGAUGGUAGCCACCAUCAUGGCGAAACGUAGUACGUCUUUUGUGCUUUGUGUGUUAAUUAUUUGUUUAGUGGAUGUGUACGGGCAAUCUUCAACAUCACCACCACCGGCACAGAAGCCUGCAUUGAAUCCACAAGAUUAUAUGAGUCUUCUGAAUCAGGGUUUACAACUGUUGAACACAUCGAUGUCUUCAGACAUUUUAAAACAGCUGUCCGGUAUUACGUCGUUACUACCAACGAUGAACGAACAAACUUUGAUGAACAUUCUCCAAAGAUUGAACAUAUCUGUAACAAGUUCACAAGUUGAUAGUGCCAUUAAAUUUGCACAAGGUGCAUUUUCAGCAGCAUCGACCCAACUGAACAGCGCAAAUAAUUCAAAUCUUUUUGGAAAAGCGCAAACAAUUUACGGAAUGAUAAGUCCUCAAUGUAAAGCUUCUAUGGGCCUGCUGACCUCUCAGGUAGUGCAACAGAAACCUUGGGCACUGCAAAUGAUUGACUCCUGGGGGAAGCCAAAUGCCGGUAUUUUGACAGGAAGUACAAAAUGGAUCGGAUCCUUUGACCAGUGUUUGGGAGUACAGCCUGAUGUCCAGGGGGCGACACCCUUCGAAGUGGGGUAUUGCGCAGCCAAUAUACCUUUCCAAAUCAAUGGCCAGGCCGUCUCUCUGUACCUGGGAAUGUGUAUACCGUCAACUUGCAAUUAUUUCGACGUGCUCAAUAUUGCUAAUGCGUUGACGUCAUUAAUUCCUGUAAGCAAACCGCCUACCGCCACCUACGCCCUAUGUAACAAAGAAAUAGAGUAUGAUACUCGAGCUAUCAUAGCUUUGGUCGUGUGUGGUUUCUUCCUGGCUUUGGUGAUAUUUGCAACAAUAUUUGACGUGUUUAUCGUGAGUCCAGAGUUAAAAAGGAUAGCUAAACCAACUGCCGUGGAGAAAGUGGACGACACCACCAAAACAACUAAUGGUAUAUCUUACAUCUCGAAAGAUUUGACAGGACCUAAUCUGGAAAAGAUGGAAAUUGAAAUGAACGUUGUAAACGAACACAUGCAAACAAACGGUAACCAUCCUGGGUCAAUGUACAAACUCCACGACGAAACAGUCCAAGCAAAAAUCAGAAAGUCUUCAAACUAUCCUGGAAUGUGCGCAAAGUUAGUCCUGUCCUUUUCGGCAUGGACCAAUGGCAAGAAACUGCUCAGUACUGAACAAGCGAGAGGAACUCUUGGUGCUAUCAACGGUAUUCGCUUCCUGAGCAUGACAUGGGUUAUCCUUGGACACACCUAUAUUUUUGGUCUUAUCUUCGGUGUCUAUGCAAAUCCAUUGUCAUUCAUGUCUCAGAUGCUUCAACGGCUAAGUUUCAUGGCAAUAACUAAUGCACUCUUGUCAGUGGAUACUUUCUUUACACUAAGCGGGCUGUUGGUCUCGUACAUGUUUAUGAAGGAGAUGAAGAGAGAAAGAGGUCGUAUCAACUGGUUCAUGUUCUACUUCCAUAGGUUCUGGAGGUUGACACCCCCAUACAUGCUGGUGAUGAUGAUAGACAUUGCAUUGUUACGUUACAUGGGGGAUGGACCAGCUUGGGUUCCAACCGGUUUCGAACAGGAUUUCUGCAAAGACACCUGGUGGACUAAUUUAGCCUACGUGAACAAUCUGAUCAAGACGGACAAACAGUGUUUUGCCUGGGCAUGGUAUUUGGCAAAUGAUAUGCAGUUCUACGUCAUCAGUCCUCUUCUUCUAGUCCCACUUUAUUUCUCAAAAAAGAUCGGAGGAGUGAUUACUGCAAUCUUUUUGAUAGGAAUAACAAUUAUUACUGCAGUUGUUUCAGCACAUUAUCAGCUACCGGCUACACAAUUCUCAACGGUACCAAACCCUCACACAGCCGACUAUUUCCCGAAGUACUACAUAAAACCAUACUGUCGUAUGGGGCCAUACAUCGUUGGAAUUAUAACAGGAUAUAUCCUCUACAAAACUGAAGGCAAAUACAAAAUCAAACCGGCAUUGAACAUUUUAAUCUGGGCAUUUGUGACAGCCUUGGCCUGUAUGGUAUUGUACGGUACUUACCAGGAGUCGAUCGGUCAUGCCAUGAGUGUUGGCAUCGCAGCAUUGUACAACGCUGUUCACAAAAGUCUGUGGGGGGUCUGUGUUUGCUGGGUCGUGUUUGCAUGCGUAACCGGAAAUGGAGGUUUCGUGAACACGCUGCUAUCGUGGAGUCCGUUUGUCCCACUUGGCCGUCUUACCUACUGUGCUUAUCUUGUCCACCCGAUCGUAAUGACCAUCUAUUACAGAACGUUAAGACAAACAGUAUAUGCAACGGACUUCGUCAUAAUAUACCUGUUCAUGGGUCACCUGGUCAUUUCUUACUUGGUGGCGUUUCUAACAUCCCUGGCGUUCGAGUCCCCGAUGAUGGGACUUGAGAAGACACUUCUCGGAAAACUGAGGAAAAAGAACGUAUAGAUCUUGGAGUCAAAUACAUAUUCAUAAUAUAGUCGAAUAGCUAUUCAUAAUAUAGUCGAAUAGCUAUUCAUAAUAUAGUCGAAUGGAUAUUCUUAAUAUAGUCGAAUAGAUAUUCAUAAUAUACAUUUAUAGAUCAAUACACUUUCCAUUAAAGAGUAAUUAAGGAAAUCAAAGCUACAUGCUUCACAUGGAUCAAAGGAAAUCGAUACGCUAAUAGUAUUAUACUAUUUCUAAACACUGUUUUUUUCUAGUAGGUAUUUCUCAUUUAAUUAAGUGAAGCACGUUUCCUAGUUCAUUGCAUAUUAAUGUAUGUAAAUAUUAGCGAACUUCUUCCAGAAAGCACGUGUAAAUGCUAACAAAAACAUUAGCAUGUAGACUACUGUAUGAGACCCCAAAAUAAUCAUUAAAAAUAUCACAUUUUACA